GCCAGUUUUCCUGAAACCAACAACACUGUUUAGAACAAAUUAAACCGUUAAACGCUGAAAAUAGCAUGCAUUUUGGAGCUCAAAUUAAGUUUUUUGGUCAUAUAAAUUAGCAGUCGGUUUGAUUUUAUUAGCAACGUUAUCUCGGAGGGCACUGAGCUUUGAUUUGCAUCCGCGCUCUCGGUUGCCUCCGGAGAGAGUGGAGCGGCUAGUCACUAACAGAGACUUCCCUCAACCAAGAGAGGCGACACAACUCAACUUCUCCACGAAACACUACACACUCUCUUUCGUGUCGUCUGCGAUUAUCAUCUGUCAGGCUGCGUGUGUGUCGAGGUCAUGUGGAGGAAGGCUGUGCUGGUGGCGCUGUUGGCGUUGGUGACGGGGUAUCUGUACCACACUGACCCGGAGCUGCCGGCCCGCAUGCUGAACUACAUCAGCGAAUCCCUGCCGCAGAUGGAGCCGAGUUGCAGCUCAGAGCCCCGCCCCCCGGCGCUGGAGGAGGCCAUCGCUCGCGCCUGGCAGACCCUCAUCACGGCUCCGGCCCGACGCUGGGCGAGAGUGGCGGUGGGGGUGAACGCCUGUGUGGAUGUGGUGGUGUCCGGGGUGGGGCUGCUGCAGGCGCUGGCUCUCGAACCCGGAGCCGGCAGAGACCACGAGGUGCUACACAGCAAAGAGGACCUGAAAGAGGCCUUUGUCCACUACAUGGGGAAGGGUGCCGCCGCAGAGCGCUUCUUCUCAGAUGAGGAGGUUUUUCAAAGGAUCGCACGGGCGGCUGCAGAAUAUCCCGGCGCUCAGCUUUACGUGGGUGGAAAUGCUGCUCUUAUUGGCCAGAAACUGGCGUCUAACCCAGAACUCGUGGUCCUCUUGUGUGGUCCGGUGGGGCCGAAGCUUCAUGAUAUGCUGGAUGAACAGAUCGUAGUCCCCCCCGAAUCUCUACAGGAGACCGAUGAGUUCCACCUCAUCCUGGAGUACAAGUCAGGUGAACAGUGGGGUUCUUCACGAGCUCCUCAAGCUAACCGCUUUAUCCUGUCCCAUGACGUGUCCAAUGGUGAAAUGAGCACGCUGGAGACAUUCGUGGCCAGUCUGGAGGAGUUCCAGCCGGACCUGGUGGUUCUGUCCGGACUGCAUAUGAUGGAAGGAAUGGGCCGGGAUCUUUGGGAGGAACGACUGAAAGAGGCGGUGGUUGCCAUCUCAGACGUGAGGAACGAGGUGCCCAUCCACCUUGAGCUGGCCAGUAUGACCGACAGGGACUACAUGAACCGGAUCCUGCAGGAGCAGGUCAUGCCCAUCGUGAACUCCAUCGGUCUGAACGAACAGGAGCUGCUGUUUUUGGCUCAGUCCGGAGGCGGACCUCACGGUGACCUCACCUCCUGGGAUGGGAUACCCGACGUGGGACGGGUCAGCGACAUCCUGCUCUGGAUCCUGGAGCGGCACGGCCGGGCGGAUCCAGAAUCCGAGGCCGAUCUGACCCGGAUCCACUUCCACACGCUAGCGUACCACAUCCUGGCUACGGUGGAUGGCCACUGGGGGAACCAGGUGGCGGCGGUGGCCGCGGGCGCCCGUGUGGCCAGCAGUCAAGCCUGCGGCCUGCAAGCCGUGGAUAUUACAAAGGUGGUCCUCAAGGCGCCGUUGAACUUCCACAGCUCCUUCUCAGAGCCGAGGGAGAGCCUAGCGGUGGACCCGACCCGACCGGUCACCGUGUGGCGCAGAGGGAACGUCUCCUUCCAUCUCACGCCAGUCCUGGUGUGCAAACAGCCUCUGAGGACUGUGGGAUUGGGCGACGCCAUAUCAGCCGAAGGACUUGUGUUUUCAGAGCUCACGCCUCGGCCUGAGCUCUAAGAGACGCCUCUCUCUCGUCCAUCCUUUUGAAGACACGUCCCCGUCGUUAGAUCCUAAAGCUGGAGAAACAGACUCACAGGGACUCAAGGGGCGAGGGCGUCAACGACAGGAUGUUUUUUUUUUAGUUGGGGAUGCACUGUUGUACAUUUGUCUGAAAUCGGCACUGAACGUAACGACGCGAACCAGCCUCCGCCAUUUUUAAAAAACGGUUAAUUUAACCAAAAAUGAACGUUCGGUCAUCAUUCGCACACCCUUGAACCUAAACAACCUUCUUUAUUCAAAAAGAAAUAGUGCAGAAGUGCAAGUCGAAUAGUUUUAAGUAAGCAUAUGAUGACAGAACUUUUAUUUUUGGAUGAACUACUAACUUUUUUUUUUUUUUUUUUAACUAUGAUAAGAGAUCACACUCAACAGGUGCAGAAGACCUGCGUCUGCUGCUAGGACGGAUGAAAGCGAACGAGAGAAUGAUUUUAGAGUCUUAUAACCAUCUCAGAUCUCCACUGUAUUCCUAAACACUCCUUUAUUUGGUGUAUGAACAUUAAUACGUAGCAGAAUCCGGAAGGCCGUCGAUGCACUUCAGGUUAACAAGGUUCAUUUUUUUAAUCUAGGUAAUAAUGUGAAGCUCUCAUCCUAAUGAAAUUAAGCAGAAGUAAUUAAAGCGAUGUUCCUAGGGUCAAACUAAAGUCAAAAUAAAACCGUUUAUAGUUAAUAGUUUAGAUCAGCAGCUCCCUGACGGUGUUGAGGCUAUUAUUCAGUGCACAUAUUAUUAAGUACCAUUCAUUAUUCUUGUCUUAAACGGAUCUAAAUGUUGUUAAAGGUGGGAGUCUAGCUGUAGGUUUGUGUACAGUGGAGCCAGCAUCAUUUGUAUAUAAUAAGCGAAAUCAUAAUUUUCUUCCAUUGAUUGACUGGUUUGAUCAGCAGGUUAUCAGUGUGAAUCCUGUACUGUAAUGUGAUUUAUGAUGCUUCCUGUUUUUAAAGGUUACACUUAAUGAAUCUGUGUAUACUACAGACGUCACUUAUUCUUAUUAGUCAUGAAGUUGAGUUUUUCAGCCAUGAUGUACCAUCCAAACACCUAUGACGUAUGAUUUUGAAUGUUUUAUUUGGGACGUACUAAUUAAUCUCGAUAUGUGAAUUGUCUUAAACCAGCCUUAAAGUUUGACGAGCCCAUCUGAGGCUUUUUAACGAAUGCAUAGUUUUAGAAAAGUGUUUGUAAAGCAGUUUGAAGUUAAUGAACCACGAAUGGUUUUAUGAACAGUUCACACACUAAUGUGUUUGUUUGGUGAAUAAGAUGUUCAAAAUGCCUCGGAUCAUGAACCUCAUGGAUUAGUACUGUAUUUCUGUAACACUCCAUACUGAUGCAGUUAGUUUCUCAAACCAACAAAACAAUCUUGAACUGGUUACUAAUGGAGUAAACUAAACAUCAUCAGCAUUACAGCAAGACUUGAAGAAGGUUUUGUUGUUCAAACACAGCAGAUGUUGAGUCUUGGUGUGAGAAACUAACAGAAAGUUUACAUUCAUGCAACUUUUAGACUAUAUGAAAUGUUUUAUGGUUCUAGUUUGCACACGUGAUUAUGCAGCAAAGUCUUUAAGAGUUACUGGGAAAAACGUCCUUCAAUCAUAAACGUUAAGACUAGAAAUAUUAGCUCUGUUAACUUGAGUAUGGAAUAUUUUUGUAUUAAUAAAACACUUCUGUACCAGG
Molecule: messenger RNA, 3532 nt
Organism: Cyprinus carpio (common carp)
Lineage: Eukaryota; Metazoa; Chordata; Actinopteri; Cypriniformes; Cyprinidae
Product: ADP-dependent glucokinase-like
Biological process (GO): glucose metabolic process
Cellular component (GO): endoplasmic reticulum
Molecular function (GO): ADP-specific glucokinase activity
Source: RefSeq, a predicted model, not a curated record